Molecule: messenger RNA, 2175 nt
Organism: Aspergillus ochraceoroseus IBT 24754
Lineage: Eukaryota; Fungi; Ascomycota; Eurotiomycetes; Eurotiales; Aspergillaceae
Product: putative MFS monosaccharide transporter
Exons: 8
Coding region: 1-2175 (724 amino acids)
Biological process (GO): carbohydrate transport; transmembrane transport
Cellular component (GO): membrane
Molecular function (GO): carbohydrate:proton symporter activity
Source: RefSeq, a predicted model, not a curated record
AUGUACUCCGUACUCGAAAGUACCCGCCCAACCGCCAAUAUUCCCUCAACAACGUCUUCGCCACGUACUUCCUCCAAUAUACCCUUACGACCCAUCCCACCUCCGUCCCCAAAUACAUCCACGCGGGCGUUAGAAUCUGCGAGCGAGAAGGGCAGCCGUCGCUCUUCCAUUUCCUCGGCUCACUCUGUCGGAUCGGACUUCUCUCUCUGGACUGAAACUGGAGACUUAGCAGAACAACUCGCUGAUGCAGAAGAUCCCCUCCAGGUCCGUCUCAGAAACUCUUUGGAUCGAGAGGGUCUUGGUCGAGCGGGGUCGAGGGCACGAGUAAAGCAGCCGAAGCGUGUGCGUUACCAGCCCCAGCUUGCUACCGGCGACGUUGAGCUUGAGAAAAUCAAAAUACCACAUUGCCCACCUAGGAAGAUCUCACGAGUGGAGCGUUUCCUCGCCGUCGUCAUGUCGCCCGGCAACAGACAAGGAGCCAAAACACAUGGCUUGGUUGGAAAGCCAUUGCUAUAUUUCACGAGCGUUUUCGUAUCGCUAGGCGUUUUUCUUUUCGGCUAUGACCAAGGUGUCAUGUCGGGUAUCAUCACAGGAUGGUACUUCAAAGAAUACUUUAACCAACCAUCACGGGCUGAAAUCGGUACUGUUGUUGCAAUUCUUGAAGUCGGAGCGUUCAUUUCGUCCUUACUUGUUGGAAGAAUUGGUGACCUCAUUGGCCGCCGGAGGACUAUUCUUUAUGGAUCUAUUGUUUUUUUCAUAGGAGGUGGAUUCCAGGCAUUUGCGACAGGGUUGCCUAUGAUGAUGGUGGGCCGCAUCAUAGCUGGUCUGGGCGUCGGAGCACUGUCGACAAUUGUUCCCGUCUAUCAAUCUGAAAUUUCGCCUCCUCACAAUCGAGGAAAACUCGCCUGCAUUGAGUUUACCGGAAAUAUCUCUGGUUAUGCUGCCAGUGUCUGGGUCGAUUAUUUCUGUAGCUAUAUUGAUAGUGACUACUCUUGGCGAUUGCCUUUACUGCUGCAGUGCGUCAUGGGCCUUCUUCUCGGUAUGGGAAGUCUUAUCAUCUGCGAAUCACCAAGGUGGCUAUUAGAUAAUGAUUACGAUGAAGAAGGUAUGGUAGUCAUUGCCAACCUUUAUGGCAAGGGAGACCUGCACAACGAUAAAGCUAGGCAGGAGUACAGGGAGAUUAAGAUGAACGUCCUUUUACAACGACAGGAGGGCGAACGGUCUUAUAGCGACAUGUUUAAAAGAUACCGCAAACGUGUUUUAAUCGCCAUGUCUGCGCAAGCAUUAGCACAGCUGAACGGCAUCAAUGUUAUCUCAUACUACGCCCCCCUUGUGUUUGAAUCGGCCGGCUGGGCUGGUCGGGAUGCUAUCCUCAUGACUGGAAUAAACGGCUUGUCAUAUCUCGCUUCUACUGUUCCUCCAUGGUAUCUCGUGGACCGUUGGGGAAGACGCCCAAUUCUGCUUUCUGGAGCCGUGGCCAUGAUUCUUUCACUUUCAGGUAUAUCCUAUUUCAUUUAUAUCGACAUCAAGGCUACCCCGACCCUUACGGUCAUUUUCGUUAUGAUCUACAAUGCUGCCUUCGGUGCAUCGUGGGGCCCAAUCCCCUGGCUUUAUCCUCCUGAAAUUCUUCCCCUGAGCAUUCGUGCAAAGGGCGCAAGUCUGAGCACGGCUACGAAUUGGGCUUUCAAUUGGCUGGUUGGCGAGCUUACGCCUAUUCUUCAGGCGGUGAUAAAAUGGCGCCUCUAUCUGGUUCAUGCUUUCUUCUGUGCAUGUAGUUUUGUUCUUGUUUACUUCCUCUACCCUGAGACAAGUGGUGUUCGGUUGGAGGAUAUGAACUUGCUUUUUGGAGACGCAACUACCACAAUGCCAACCCCGGCUACCCAAGCAGAGCAGAGUUCUUUAAUGGGCGCUGGCUCACCCAUACCUUCGCUUGAUAUCCGCCGGCAAUAUGACCAACAUGGUGUGGACAGUGCCAUUCCUGGUUUAGACAUCAAUCCUCCUAGUAUGGACACUGGAGAUAAUGGGAAACGCCCCUCUCAACACGAUACUGGAAAUCGUUCUGAGGGCUUUGGCUCCUGGAUAUCCAACAUGGUAAAUCGACGCAGGGGAUCACCUUCGCGCUCACAAGGCUCCCAAUAUAGGCGGCUUGGGCAGGAUGAUGAGAAUCAGUCUUGA